This is a messenger RNA of Colletotrichum destructivum, 1893 nucleotides long. Its product is annotated as Putative RNA-binding domain superfamily. The coding region runs from base 1 to 1893 and encodes 630 amino acids. The record is from RefSeq and is a predicted model, not a curated record. The transcript is spliced from 2 exons. Gene Ontology annotation, molecular function: nucleic acid binding. NCBI's taxonomy places the organism in Eukaryota, Fungi, Ascomycota, Sordariomycetes, Glomerellales, Glomerellaceae.
AUGUCUGGUACCCGGUUCACACCUGACCACCCUCAGGGCAGCGCCUUCUUCGAACAGCCCGAUUCCCUGGUUGGUGACAUCAACCAUAGCCACGCUCCCAACACAUCGGUCUCAGUCAACGCCAACAUCUCUUCUCUCGACAACGGCACGCGUCCUGGCAGCUUCAGUCUGCCUCGAUUCAACCUGGCACCUGGCGUCACCCAGACCAAUGCUCUGACGGUCAAUCUCAAACGAUCGACAUCUUCUAGCCAUAUCAUGGACCAGAACACCCAAAUCAUCGACUACAACAACACGCCGGGUGCUCAUUUGCCCCUCAGUGCACAGGAGCCCCUCGAUAUGCCUAUGCAGCAGUUCUCUCUGCUUGCUGUUUGUUCUGGAGGUGUUCCGGCCGCUGGAGGCGUCGGCGAUUUUCUCACAGCUCCAAACGUGAAGCCAUCAAACGCUUCCUGGAUGCAGGAUGUCUCGGUCACCGACGAAGACAACGAAGACAACGAAGACAGCCCAGACAGCGACAACGGCGCAACACAACCCAGUCCCCCAGCUAACCCAUCAGCCGGGCUGCCCGGUUCCUUGACCACCCCAAAUGAUAGCCCUGGUCCUUUUGGUGUAAGCACCCGAUUCUCUGCCCACCAUACGUCCAACCACCACAUUGAAAAUCGAAUCCACCAAGACCACCGAUUCAGCAGCGGCGACAGUCUGAACCUUACUUUACAGCCGCACACCGGCAGAAUUCCGCCACUUCGUCUUCGUGAUCGAGCCCAUGAUGGUCAGGUUCAGCACGCCAUCAGAGAGCCCGUGGCCCCCGGCCCCUCUACAAGCGGCGUUCCGCCAAACAACUUCCGCCGACCCAACGCCAUAUCCGGCCUCGCUCACUUCCCUCUAGCUACCUUGAGCAGCAGCUCAAACGGUGCCACCUACGGCGGGUCUGGCAUCACCAGCUUCCCUCUGCCCCCUUUCAACAACGGUCCAAGUGGCGCGGGGCCUGCACACCAAGCUGCGGGUCAACGACCGCAGCUCGUCUCGGUCCAGAGCACCACCAACAUGCCGCCUGGGAGGAACCAAGUCAACGGCUCACUUCCCCGCAACGGCACCGGUGGUCAAGCGUCUACUGCCAGCUAUGGCUCGGGGCUGCCGGCUGGUAAUGCUGUCAAUCAGACGGCGAGUGCGGAUGCGGGCGAAGGCGCCGUCCAAUUCGCACCCACCGGCAUUUUCCGUCCCAUGAACGCGGUGACCCGGCCAUUCUAUCAUCCCGACUUCGACAGCCAGAGGGAGCUGAAGCGACGGCUUGGGAUCUCGCCCAACUACGCGGGCGACGCUUCGAUCGCGCGCAACCAGUCGGCCGCGAUCCCCGACAGCGAGAACGUGGCGUUCUGGAUCACGAACCUGCCGCCGAGAGUGACGCACAACCAGCUUCUGGGGCAGAUUCGCGGCAUGGGACGGAUCUGGGCCUGUGUCAUCAGCCCGCCGGCAGGCGACCACGCCACGUCGGCGGCGAAGGUGGUCUUCUUCGAGCUGGCGGCGGCCCAGAAGUUCCUCGCGCACUGCAGCGACCCGCAGCGGCGUCUCAUCGUGGGCGGCUACGUCGCGCGCGUCUGUCUGAACCGGACCAAGAAGGCGGAGGAGAACGUCGAGGGGAACCACUCCCGCGUCGUCAUCAUCCAGGGGAACCCCUCGUUCGUCAACCCCGUCACGCUUCUCCGGCACUUCAGCAAGAACUUCGAAUACGACAUUGACGAGAUCAUCACGCAUAUGGGCCACGUCGAGAUCCGGUUCGGCAGCUGGCGCUCACAGGCCGAGACGUCUCGCCAGUGCAUCAAGGCCAUGUAUCCUCCGGGCGGCGACCUAUCUCCCGUUUGGUCCUUGCGAUACGGCACCGACCCUUGCUCCAUUUGA